AUGUUAGCAGUUUAUUUACUGAUAUCUUCGUUUAUUAUUAAACCUGGAUUUCCACUUGAUUUUCGAUCUAAACUUACGCCACAGUCAGGUCAACAAGCUGCUGCCACUAAUGAGAUGCCAGUUCAAGAAAAUAUUGUUAAUUUCAAUCCAUACGCUCAACUUGAGGUGAAUACCGAACCUGAAUAUCAAAAUGCUGGACAACAUAUUUUAGUAAAUUCAGCAGUUACAUAUUCUCCAUUAACUGAUGCUCAAAAGUUGGCUAAAUUAGCAUCGUCAGUAAUUGGUGCCAGACAAAAAGUUGAAAAUUGGAGUAAUGUAACAUUUCCAACAUUUCCACCAGCACUUACCACAGCAUCAAAGUCAACAGCUCAAUUGACGACAUUACCGGUAACCACAGUUCAGCCGGUGAUGAUUACACGACAAACUUCAACAGCUAUAAAUUUGCUCAAAACUGAUUAUUAUUUGGCAAAUACAAAUACAGCAUUAAAAUUUUCACCAUUUAUGAGCCGAAAAUCUGCUUCAAAUCUAUUUUCACCUAGUCAUCGUCUUAUCAAUGAUAUUCUUGUUAUUCCAUCUGUUCGACGAUUCUAUGUGUUAGUCAUUAUGCCAAUACAUGAAUCUGCUAACUAUCAGGUAUAA
Enterobius vermicularis (human pinworm) is the source of this 639-nucleotide messenger RNA. The record is from the annotation of a GenBank genome assembly. NCBI's taxonomy places the organism in Eukaryota, Metazoa, Nematoda, Chromadorea, Rhabditida, Oxyuridae.